AUGAGGCAGCGGAACAAAAUAAUUUCAGCGGUGGUGUCCCUCAUUCUCCUGUCGACAGUACUAAUGGCGACGGCUGAGACGUGGUGGGUACCGGGCACUAGAACGAAGGUGGCGAUCACCAACGAGGUGGGCGGAGGGCGACAGCUGACAGUGCACUGCAGCAGAUUCGACGACGAUAACAACGGAGACGAUCUCGGGGUUCAUGUGGUAAACCCGCACGAUAGCUACCGCUUCAAGUUUCCACGAAAGUGGAGACCCGCUUGGGUCUAUUGCAGCAUGGAUUGGGGAGUCGGAGGGCCGCGCUGGUUCGAUAUCUACGAUCAGGAGCGGGACGAACACCUGUGCCGCCUGACAACCUUUUAG
This is a messenger RNA of Linum trigynum, 363 nucleotides long. The record is from the annotation of a GenBank genome assembly. Lineage: Eukaryota; Viridiplantae; Streptophyta; Magnoliopsida; Malpighiales; Linaceae.